CAUCAAAUACUCCUUGCCACCACCCAAAAAAACAAAAGAAAAAGAGCAACUUAAAAUGCUUGGCACGUUCCUCCAUUCCUUCAUUGCCUUUAAGCUAGGUAAGUCUCGAUCUUAAUUCAACAAAUUAAAAAUUGUACCAAAAUAUUAGUGAACGUGAAAACUUAGGAUGGGGUCAGUUGUGGCAGAGCUAGAAGGGACAAUAGUGACGGAUCCUGACCCAUUUCCAUACUUCAUGUUAAUCGCAUUUGAAGCCUCGGGUCCUAUUCGAUUUUGCUUGCUUCUCCUUUUCUGGCCACUUAUCCGUUUCCUACAUUUAUUAGGCAUGGGUGAUGUCGGGUUAAGACUUACCAUAUUUAUCGCGGUUGCUGGACUCCCCAUAUCUGAGAUCGAGUAUGUGGGGCGGGCUGUAUUACCCAAGUUCUAUAUGGAUCAUUUGAAUAUGGAUUCUUGGAAGGUUUAUAGCCAAUAUGGUAAAAGAGUUGUUGUGACAAAAACACCAAGGGUCAUGGUGGAGAGGUUUGUGAAGGAACACUUAGGUGCUGAGGAGGUUAUUGGCAGUGAGCUUCAACUUAAUCGGUUUGGGUAUGCCACGGGUUUGGUUAGAGAUGUCGGAUCGAUCAUGGAUCGGGUUGAUAAGUUGUUUGGGAAUGAAAAUCCUUGCUUAUGCUUAGGAACAUCGGUUGGCUUUGAUUCCGGCACAUUGACAUCACUUUGCGAGGAGAACUCCCACACACAUAAACCAUUGGAAGACUACCACAAGCACAACCACCCAACUCCGGUAAUUUUCCAUGAUGGUCGACUUAUUAAGUACCCGAAACCAAUGACAGCACUCCUAAUAAUGUUAUGGUUCCCUAUUGGAUUGAUGCUUGCAAUCAUCCGCAUCCCAAUGUUCAUAUUUUUCCCACUUUCAACAAUUUGGUACGGGUCAAUGAUCAUGGGUCAUCGUGUGAUUGUCAAAGGCGACCCCAAACGACGACCGCCAUCGUCGUCGUCAAGUGGCGUCCUCUUUGUCUGCAACCACCGCACUUUCGUUGACCCUGUAGUCAUAUGUAGCAUCCUAAACAAGAAGAUCGCAACCGUGACAUACUCCCUCUCAUCGUUUUGCGAAACCUUUGCACCAAUCCCAACAUUUCGUUUAACCCGUAUUCGUGAAUUGGACCAAGAGAGGAUCAAACGAGAGUUAUCAAAAGGUGACUUGAUAAUGUGCCCUGAAGGAACCACAUGCCGUGAGCCUUUCCUAUUAAGGUUUAGUAGCAUGUUUGCUCAACUCACUGAUCAAAUCGUGCCUGUUGCCAUUAACUUUAAGCCUCCGUUCUUCCACCCGACCACGGCUCGAGGGUGGAAGAACUUGGAUCCGCUUUUCUUCGUCAUGAAUCCUACAAUGGAAUAUGAGAUUACUUUCUUAAACCAACUAUCCGUUGAAUCAACUUGCUCCAAUGAUAAUGGUGGUAAAACCUCAUAUGAGGUUGCCAAUCAUGUCCAACGGCUCUUGGCUGAAACUUUGAACUUUGAAUGUACUCAUUUUACGAGGAAGGAUAAAUAUAGGUUAUUGGCUGGGAAUGAUGGAACAAUAUCACACACUGUAAUAUAGGAUAUUGUGUUGGAUACAAAUUUCAUUAAGACUGUUCUCUUCAUCUUCCGGUAUGGUCUGAUUUUUCUAGUAUCAAUUAGCUCAGAUCUGGUCUGGAUAUAU
Messenger RNA from Spinacia oleracea (spinach), 1693 nucleotides. RefSeq names its product glycerol-3-phosphate acyltransferase 7-like. Gene Ontology annotation, molecular function: phosphatase activity; glycerol-3-phosphate 2-O-acyltransferase activity. The transcript has 2 exons. The coding region runs from base 167 to 1591 and encodes 474 amino acids. Gene Ontology annotation, biological process: cutin biosynthetic process. Gene Ontology annotation, cellular component: membrane. Lineage: Eukaryota; Viridiplantae; Streptophyta; Magnoliopsida; Caryophyllales; Amaranthaceae. The record is from RefSeq and is a predicted model, not a curated record.